AUGUUCUCGUCGAAAAAAUGGUCUCCAAAGGGACUGCACGUCUAUAUCACAGGCGGCAGCCAGGGUCUUGGACUUGCACUCGCGAAGCUCGUUGCAGGGAAGGGAGGUCAUGUUUCUAUAGUAGCAAGGACGCAAAGUAAGCUCGACGACGCGCUCAAAGAGCUAGAGGCUACUCGCCAAAACCCAGAGCAGGUGUUUAAAGCAUUUUCAUUCUCCCUCGACACUGCAGAGGAGUCUGCUGCUGCUCUGCGGGCUGCUAGUGAUGCCCACGGUGGACAUGUUCCAGACGCUGUCUUUGCCUGCGCUGGCGCCGCAAAACCGAUGUACCUUCUUGAUAUGCAAGCAGAAGAUCUGACGCGGGGAAUGGCGAAUGGGUACUGGGUACAGGCUUGGACCGCAUUCGCUGCUGCUAAACAAAUGGUUCGCGAGAAUAAGAAGGGGAAGAUCAUCCUGGUGUCAUCGACGCUUGGCUAUAUGUCUUUGAUUGGAUAUUCCUCUUAUUCCCCUGCAAAACAUGCUCUGCGCGGACUCGCCGAUUCUUUGCACUCAGAGCUAAUGCUCUAUGGCAUCGACACUCACAUCUUCUUUCCUCCUACGAUGUAUACCCCCGGCUUUGACGAAGAAAACAAAACGAAGCCAGCUAUCACGAGAACAAUAGAGUCGACGGACGAAGGUCUGACAGCGGAACAGGCUGCUGCCGGGCUCCUCGCAGGUGUUGAGAAUGGCCAUGCGCACAUCACCGCUGAUCUCAUCACGAGCUUGUUCCGAGCUUCUACGCGUGGUUGUGCUCCUCGUAGCAACGCUGCUCUGGAUUUCGCGUUCGACUUGAUUGCUAUGAUCGGGAUACCGUUGUGGAGGCGCUCGGUGGAUAAGCAGGUGCUUUCACAUCGCGAGGAACACCGGGAGUAUCUGAGAAAUAAAGGAUUUUUCAACUAA
Suillus paluster is the source of this 936-nucleotide messenger RNA. RefSeq lists its product as uncharacterized. The record is from RefSeq and is a predicted model, not a curated record. Bases 1 to 936 code for a protein of 311 amino acids. Gene Ontology annotation, cellular component: endoplasmic reticulum membrane. Gene Ontology annotation, molecular function: 3-dehydrosphinganine reductase activity. Lineage: Eukaryota; Fungi; Basidiomycota; Agaricomycetes; Boletales; Suillaceae. The transcript is spliced from 7 exons. Gene Ontology annotation, biological process: sphingolipid biosynthetic process.